Molecule: messenger RNA, 1923 nt
Organism: Kwoniella shivajii
Lineage: Eukaryota; Fungi; Basidiomycota; Tremellomycetes; Tremellales; Cryptococcaceae
Exons: 5
Coding region: 1-1923 (640 amino acids)
Source: RefSeq, a predicted model, not a curated record
AUGAUAACGGUACUACUAUCACUUCUCCCUCUGAUAAGGGCAGAAACGACAACUCCAAAUACAGGCGAUCAGAUCCAAUCCUUCUUAUUUGGAUUCACGAAUUCUCAUCUAGUCAUACCGAUCACAUCAUCUUGUCCAACACCACUCACUCUGACUCCAUUAACACCUACAAAUGCAAAGACAUCAGAUCCAAAAGCGCCUUACACGAUGGUGACAUUAGUCCACGAGCAAUUGAUAGAUGGGAAUGGCAUUCAAUACGAAAGAUUGUAUAGUGCAAGUCUUGAUGUGGGCGAUAUGAGUAAAGAAAGAAGUAUAAGUCAUCCAUGGAUGAAUGGAACUCAGUUUAUAGCUUGUAUCUGGGGAUCAAAUGGGGCUUCGGGGGGAUGUCAAGACUUGAUGACAGUGGUCCCAUCUGAAGAGACAUUUGAAGCUUAUUCGACGCCCAAUUCAACUUGUAGAACAGCCAACGUUCUUGAAUCAUGGGUACCACCGGCGAACGAGACAUUGGAAGUCGAAGUGAUGGGAUCUAGUGGGGAAGUAUCAUGGAAUGCUUGGCCUGGAGUAUGUACUGAUCUUCAAAUCAAUCCCAAAAACGGUACACCGCCAUAUACAUUACUAGUUGCACCAGCAGCCCAUCCUCCAGUAAAUAUCACCUCAUCAACAUUACCGAUCAAUUAUACAGUUCGAUUAACACACGGUCAAGCUUUCAUGUUGAGUUUAUACGAUUCUUCAGGAAAUAGUUGGGCUUUUGGUCCUUUACAUGCUGGUGAUAAUGACGAUCUAUCAUGUUUGGCAGUUGCAACUGGUCAAAAAAUCAAAAAUCACCAAAAUUUUGGUGUAGGUCUUUUGGCUGGAACCGUUUCUGGUUCUUUCAUAAUAGGUGCUUUAGGUGCUGCUGUCCUGAUGUGGUUCCUAUUUAGAGGAAAGAAGGGCUUGAAAAGGAGCUCCUCCCAAGAUAACCUUUACUCCGACCCGCGUCCAGCAUCAUACGCAACCCCUGCCCACUCAUUCAUGGGUAAACCACUCAGUCCGACGGUAACACCGUAUACCGACUCACCUCAAUUAGAUUUCGAUACACCUGCAACAUUGUAUGAUCCACAUGUGCCAGGUCCUAGUCCACAGGGAUACCCAAAACCACCCAACGAUUCAAACGGGAACUCCUUUUCUGUUUCUUCUAGGGAAAGGGCAUUCCCCAGACCACCUAUAUUGGCAGAAGGAAGUUUUAGUGGUGGGGAAUAUAGGGAUACUAUAUCAUUGAACGAAUAUAAUACUAGACCGCAAGGUGAAAGAAGAGAGAGUUCAGCUUCAGCACAACAAGGUCAAGCGCAAGGCCAAGGCUCACCUGGACAUUCACCUGGACGUCCAACCGGUCACACACAAGAUCAAUCACGGACAUCAACAACAUCCAAUCGAACAUCAAGAAGACCAGCAAGUAAUUCAUUGUCAAACGCCAAUCCAGUCCCCGUAAAUAUAAAUACGAAUCCGCCAUCAGUGUCGUCAUCGCCCAGACCAGGAUCUUUCGGUACGAACUCAAUACAUCAUGAAGAACCUUCAUCACCUUCUUCCAUCCGCGGUAAUGGUAUCAGUGGACCAAGGAAUGUUUAUGUCGUACAUUCCGAUGCUGGCGGAACGGGUGAUGUCCACAUCCAAUUACCCGAUAAUAAUUCAAGGGUGAUCGAGUUACCACCUAAUUAUCGUCCAGUACCAUCACCUUCCAAUGAUACUCAUCAUCAGCAUUCCCCACAACCUUCUCCUGGUUUACCACAAGCUGGAAAUGGACCGUAUACCAACACGGAAGCUAGCCGUUCCAGAAAUAGUGGACUUGGUAUGAAUGUCGUAGGGGGAGGAAACGAAGUCACUGAAGAGGAAUUGAGAGCUAGAGCACAAGCUAGAUUGAGAGAGAAGUUCAGGGAUUCACAGUAA